Molecule: messenger RNA, 1700 nt
Organism: Ceraceosorus bombacis
Lineage: Eukaryota; Fungi; Basidiomycota; Exobasidiomycetes; Ceraceosorales; Ceraceosoraceae
Source: the annotation of a GenBank genome assembly
AUGGCGGCUUCGGACGUCAUUCCAUACUCUCCCGGGGCCACGCCCAGCUCCUCGGCGCCUUGGGCUCCCUUGUCGUUUGACGACUUUCUGGACUUCCCUAGCCCCGGUAUCGCCCCCAUGUCUCCUCGCAUGGCACCCGCUCUGAGCUCUGAGCCUCAGCCAGCAGUGCAGGGUGCCGCAUUGGAUCCACCAUCUCUGGAUCUGCCAUCGACUUCGACAGCUUCCAGUGUCGUCGCACCGCCGACAUCCUCGGCUUCGUCGCCUACGCAGCCCCCGCCACCUGGCUCGUCACCUGAGGUGCUAUUCGUGAGUUGAUGGUAGGCAGCAUAGCUUCGUUUGGGCAAGGGUGUGCAUUGAAUGCGCUGCUAGUAAGCCAGCCACUGACGACUUUCUCCUCUGCGCAUUUUUGGAUACAGCGCUACUACCUGGCUGCCGAGCUUCGUCGAAUCGGCUCGAACGCAGACGACAAGAUCAUCGACAAGUACGUUGCUCAACACUACGCCUCGCUCUCCAAGAGCAAGCCUCAGCAGUCUCCUUCGAGCGUGAGCCAGCAAGCUCCACCCGCCGCCGCCUCUCCAGCGCAUGUCGUUGCUCAGCCUAACGCAUUCAAAGAACAAGGCUCGAUGGGCAUGCCUCAAGCUUCUGCAUUAAGAGUCUCUCCGGUCGCCACUCGUGGCCCCGACGAUGCGGUUGGGAUUGAUCCACACAUGGUUGAGCUUCAUCAACCCUCCGAGCGGCUCACUACGUCCACCUCGCAGGUCACAGAUGACCAUGUUGAGCUUGGAAACUCCUUCGCAGGCGCCGAUGCAUCUCGUCUACCCUUGCGUGGUAGUCCACGCCUACAAAGAUCCGCCGACGACAUGUCAGAGGACUCGGAAGGGGAGGAGCAGGACGACAUUGCACCCCUUGCUGACGAUGACGGAGCUGACAGCAAAGCUUUACUGCAGAGACAAUUGGCACAGACCGCCAGUGGCAAGACGGCGCGUUCUUCUAGGGCCGGUAGCGCCGGCACAGUUUCAUCAUCGUCUGGUCUCGGUGGCGAAGCGCACGAUGGCGGCGCACAGUCGUUCAGCGGGCACGGACGCUCCGUGAUUAGCGCUGCGGCCAUGCUUCGUCCAUCCCCAGAGGAGUACCAGAAGUUGAGUAGCAAAGAGAAGCGACAGCUUCGCAACAAGAUAUCUGCGCGCAACUUCCGUACACGCAGAAAGGAGCACAUCACCACGCUCGAGGAACAGCUGGACAAUCGCGACGCCAUUAUCGAGGGCCUUCGCUCUCAAGUGUCUUCCUUGACGCUCGCAAACCAACAGCUGACGGAUGAAGUCAAAGUACUCAAGACAAAGCAAAUUUCUCAAACUGACGUUCAGCGUAUCCUUGACGUCUUGCAGCGUUCCGCUUCCACCAGCGGAACGGGCGUCGUGGCCGGAUCAGCCGACGGAACGAGUGCUGCAGCACAAGCACAACGCCUCGGCAUUUCUCGCACUGCGAGCAACAGCAGUUUGGUGGGUCACGCAAACUCGGGAGAUGUCACGAUGUCUGGCAGCAGCCGUCCAACGACUCCCAACAGCCCAAGGCCACCCAUCCUGCGCCGCUCUUCGCCUUCCAUCUCUGGCCUCAACACGCGCAAGGAUGUGGCUUCUACGAGCUCGGCGUUCUGGGGCGGUGCCAACACCACUUCCUCUGCUCUCGUUGCAGCUUCUUGA